CCUGCCUCGUCGCGACACACCACCUAUAAGCGGGUCCCCAUGGCGGGUCUAACGGCGCCCAGUCUGCACAUCGCAACCCCUCAAUCUCUGAACGCCCCGCCGAUUGCGACAGAUACGUAAUGUAAUGAUGCUUGGAAUGAGGGCAUAGCUACCUAGCUAUCUAAUCUCAACUACCAACACGAUCCUAAUAUUCCUACAGAACUCCUUUUCGGCAACUAUCUCUUCGUGACUUUCCAAGCUCUGUCGAGGGACCAUGUGGAAAUAGGAUUAACGUCCUGAUAUUGUACUAUACCUGCGGAAGAGAAGCUUGAAACCUCCCGCAAAGAACCGAUACACGGUCGAAGGACGCUUGAUCAACUGCAACUGCCCUUUGGCAAUCAGCUUCCAGAGCCCGCCAUGCCUCUCUCCGUCCUAACCGACGAUGAGAUCCGAAUCCUGCUCGAGCAUCUGACCCUGGACGAGCUCGAGUCUUUUACCAAUGAGCUCCGAUUUGCUUUGCACCAGUACUCGACCAACACCCAAUCCAUAGAUGAUAACUUGAUACAUCAACCCCACCGCACGUCGGUACGUUCGCCCACCACAGGGGCUACGACCCUGUUCAUGCCGUCCUGUAGCACUGCUGGCCAUGGAGUCAAGGUCAUCACCCUAUCUUCCGCAGGCGGCCAGAAGAGUGUCGACCCUCAGCUGCCCAUCAUACGCCCAACCGGAGCCAUCACCCUCUUCGCCCCCGACGGCCGUCCAACGGGCAUCCUGCACGCCAGCACCCUGACGGCCUUCCGCACGGCCCUGGCGUCCGCCUGCCUCCUCAUCCGCCGCAACACCGUGCGCACCGUCACCGUCUUCGGGUGCGGCGAGCAGGCGUACUGGCACGUGCGCCUCGCGCUCCUCCUCCGGGGCUCGACGAUCCGGCAGGUCAACAUCAUCAACCACCGGUUCGGCGACAGCUGCCGGGCGAUCCUGGCGCGGUUCUACGGGGCGCCGAGGGCGGCCAAGCGGCGGGAGGGCUGGGAGGAGGCGCAGUUCGGGAUCCUGACGCCGGGCUAUGGCGAGUACCCGCGCCUGCUCAAGGAGCAGCUGCGCGCCGCCGACGUCGUCUUCUGCUGCACACCGUCGACGGUGCCGCUGUUCGAGGCGGCCAUCCUGACCAGCCGCGAGGGGCGCCGGAAGGGGCGAUUGGUGGUGGCUAUUGGGAGCUACACGCCGCAGAUGCACGAGCUGCCGAUCGAUCUUCUGAGGCAGGCGACGAGGACCCAUGAGAAGGGCCACCAUCAUUACCAUAAGCACGCGAUGGAGGGCGGGGUUAUUGUGGUCGACACCCUUGAUGGCGCGCUCAAAGAAGCUGGGGAGAUCAUCGAGGCUCGUCUGGAACCGACGCAGCUGGUCGAGCUCGGCGAGCUCGUCAUGAUCCAUAAGAGCGCCGUGGCCGAGGACGAAGAGGCCGAGACCGGCAGCGUGGCUAGCUUCCCGUCCGUCCCCUCUGCCGAGCUCGAGAAAUUCGACCUCAGUCCGAGCGGCACCGCCUCCGCAAUGUCCAGCGUGUUCAGCUCCGAAGGGGCACCAUCCUCGAGCAGGACGCCUUCCCCCAGCCGCAGGGAAAGUGGCCACUUCUCGCUCCAUCGCAGUAACUCGAGCCGUAGCUCUACUGACAGGCAGAAACGAAAAGAUAACCGUUUUGCGCGGUGGCUCCAGGAGGGGAAUGUAAUCUAUAAGAGCGUGGGCCUCGGGCUGAUGGAUCUUACGGUUGGACUGAAAGUAAUCGAGCUUGCCAAGAAGAAGGGGGUGGGAAGCCAUAUCGAAGGGUUUUAGAGGUAACCAUAUUCUGCAUCAACACCUUCACUGCCUGAGUGUCCCGUCAACUGAGACAAUGGAGGCUCCUCAACCAUGGAGGCAAUGAUGUCUUAUUGUCUUACCUACUUAAUUGAGCACUAGUGAUAUUAUACUCUCCGCACACUUUCAUUCAACCUUCUGGAUUCAUUUUAAGGCUCUGUGGUUUCCUUUGCAUCUUGGAAGUCAUGGUAGUAAGGAGAGAGCUAGGCAGUAAUAGGCUGAAGGCUGGCGAAGCCACAAGUUUAAUUUGCCCACGCUUGGGGGGCAAAGGUUUAUUGGUGCUCAAUGGAUUCCAUACGACAGUUUAAAGUUAUGGUAUUAGUGAGUCAGUAGUGAAUAGUGCAG
Molecule: messenger RNA, 2172 nt
Organism: Phialemonium atrogriseum
Lineage: Eukaryota; Fungi; Ascomycota; Sordariomycetes; Cephalothecales; Cephalothecaceae
Product: putative ornithine cyclodeaminase
Exons: 3
Coding region: 397-1806 (469 amino acids)
Cellular component (GO): cytoplasm
Source: RefSeq, a predicted model, not a curated record